Molecule: messenger RNA, 1285 nt
Organism: Zychaea mexicana
Lineage: Eukaryota; Fungi; Mucoromycota; Mucoromycetes; Mucorales; Lichtheimiaceae
Product: Tubulin/FtsZ
Exons: 1
Biological process (GO): mitotic cell cycle; microtubule cytoskeleton organization
Cellular component (GO): microtubule; cytoplasm
Molecular function (GO): GTP binding; structural constituent of cytoskeleton
Source: RefSeq, a predicted model, not a curated record
AGCAACUGAUCACUGGCAAGGAGGAUGCCGCCAACAACUACGCCCGUGGUCACUACACCGUCGGCAAGGAACUCGUCGACUCUGUCUUGGACCGUGUCCGCAAGCUGGCUGACAACUGCAGUGGUCUGCAAGGCUUCUUGGUUUUCCACUCGUUCGGUGGUGGUACUGGCUCCGGUUUCGGUGCUCUCUUGAUGGAGCGUCUUUCGGUCGACUAUGGUAAGAAGUCCAAGCUCGAGUUCAGUGUGUACCCUGCUCCGCAGGUCUCGACUGCCGUUGUUGAGCCGUACAACUCGAUCUUGACCACCCACACCACCUUGGAGCACUCUGACUGUGCCUUCAUGGUCGACAACGAGGCCAUUUAUGACAUUUGCCGUCGCAACUUGGACAUUGAGCGCCCCACCUAUGCCAACUUGAACCGCUUGAUUGCCCAGGUUGUCUCGUCGAUCACUGCCUCGCUUCGGUUCGACGGUUCGUUGAACGUCGACUUGAACGAAUUCCAGACCAACUUGGUGCCAUAUCCUCGUAUCCACUUCCCCUUGGUCACUUACGCCCCCAUCAUCUCGGCUGCCAAGGCUUACCACGAGCAGCUGUCUGUGCCCGAAAUCACCUACUCGUGCUUCGAGCCUAACAACCAGAUGGUCAAGUGCGACCCCCGUCAUGGCAAGUACAUGGCCUGCUGCUUGUUGUACCGUGGUGAUGUUGUUCCCAAGGAUACCAAUGCCGCCAUCGCCUCCAUCAAGACCAAGCGCACCAUCCAGUUCGUCGACUGGUGCCCUACCGGCUUCAAGGUCGGUAUCAACCACCAGCGCCCCACUGUUGUCCCUGGCGGUGACUUGGCCGAAGUCCAGCGUGCUGUCUGCAUGCUCAGCAACACCACUGCCAUUGCUGAGGCCUGGGCUCGUUUGGACCAUAAGUUCGACUUGAUGUAUGCCAAGCGUGCUUUCGUCCACUGGUACGUCGGUGAAGGUAUGGAGGAAGGUGAAUUCUCGGAAGCCCGUGAAGAUUUGGCUGCCCUCGAGAAGGAUUACGAAGAAGUCGGCUCGGAUUCCCUUGGCGAUUCCGAGCUCGAGGAGGAAGUCGAGUACUAGACACGUAUAGCAGCGUUUAUAUACCUUCUCUCUCCCCCACCCUUUGAUGAUUCCAUCCUUUUGAUGAUUCCAUUGGAGAUAAUGAAUAAAAUCCAUUGAUCAAAUACAAUAACUGGUUCUCAUCAAUAUUACGACGUAUCAAUAACGCUUGUGUGUUUUUAUUAGCAUUGGUCGUCGACGAUGUAUCCCUUGCAUGA